GAUUCAUGGCAGUGACAAAAUUUUACCUAGACCCAAAAUGUAUAUGUGAAUGAAUUUUAUGAACUUGGACAUAUACUUGAACCAUCAUCCCUCUAUAAGUACCAAACCUCCAAAUCCUACCUUCCUCAGACAAACAAUUGAAAUUAUCUCUUUAUUAGACUGAUAAUCUCUCUGGUUCAGUACUAAUUAAUAGUUCUUUUGAAAAAUGGCAGAAACAAGUAAGAUAUUGAUCAUUGGAGGAACUGGACACAUUGGAAAAUUCAUUGUAGAAGCAAGUCUGAAGUCUGGAAAUCCGACAUUCCUUCUAGUAAGAGAAGCCACAGUUUCUGAUCCAGUUAAAGGAAAAUUAAUUGAGAGCUUCAAGAACGCGGGCGCCACGGCGCUCUACGGAGAUCUUUAUGAUCAUAGAAGUUUGGUGACUGCAAUCAAACAGGUCGAUGUGGUGAUCUCAACCGUCGGUUAUGGGCAGGUAGUGGAUCAAGUUAAGAUAGUUGAUGCCAUUAAAGAAGCCGGGAGCAUCAAGAGAUUUUUUCCUUCCGAAUUUGGAAAUGAUGUGGAUCGCUCCCGAGCAGUAGAGCCGGCUAAGAGUGCAUUUGAAGAGAAGGCUCGUGUUCGUCGAGUAAUUGAAGCUGAAGGGAUUCCGUACACAUACCUCAUUUCCAACUGCUUUGCUGGUUAUUUUCUCCCAAAUUUCUUACAGUCUGGAGCAACGACUCCCCCAAAAGACAAAGUCACUAUUUUGGGUCAUGGAAAUCCCAAAGCUGUUUUCAACAAGGAAAAAGACAUAGCAACAUAUACGAUUAAAGCUGUGAAUGAUCCAAGAACCCUGAACAAAAUUCUAUACAUUAGGCCACCAGCUAACACUCUCUCAUUCAAUGACCUAGUAUCUUUGUGGGAGAAAAAAAUUGGUAAAACCAUUGAAAAGGAAUAUGUAACAGAUGAGCAAGUUCUGAAAAACAUCCAAGAUGCCCCUAUUCAACUCCAAUACAUAUUAUCGAUUGUACACUCGAUUUUCGUGAAAGGGGAUCAAACUUUCUUUGAAAUUGAACCUUCAUUCGGAGUUGAAGCUUCGGAACUUUAUCCAAAUGUUAAGUACACCACUGUGGAUGAAUACCUUGAUCAAUUUGUCUGAAAGAGUGCUUUACCUUUAUCUAAUGUUUGUGCUUGGGAUGUCGUGAGGGUGAAUUAGAUAUGCUUUAUUUCUACGUGUGUAUCAAUAAAAUCUUUGUGGUACAGUAUGAACUUUUAAUAUGUAUCGGAAGAAUCUGUAUAAGAGAAUGUAUUACCUUCAUCUACGAAUUGUAAUCAUGUUUGUGCACAGGAUGUCGUGAGCGUGAACUAGAUUUUACUUUGUUUUCGUGUGCGUACUAAUAUAAUAUUUGUGGUACAGUCUGAGUAUUGGAAACUUUUUAGUACAAGGUUACUCAAAA
Messenger RNA from Papaver somniferum (opium poppy), 1430 nucleotides. Its product is annotated as isoflavone reductase homolog PCBER-like. Lineage: Eukaryota; Viridiplantae; Streptophyta; Magnoliopsida; Ranunculales; Papaveraceae. The record is from RefSeq and is a predicted model, not a curated record. The transcript is spliced from 5 exons. Gene Ontology annotation, molecular function: oxidoreductase activity. Bases 206 to 1132 code for a protein of 308 amino acids.